This is a messenger RNA of Kwoniella botswanensis, 906 nucleotides long. RefSeq lists its product as uncharacterized. Lineage: Eukaryota; Fungi; Basidiomycota; Tremellomycetes; Tremellales; Cryptococcaceae. Bases 1 to 906 code for a protein of 301 amino acids. The transcript is spliced from 6 exons. Gene Ontology annotation, molecular function: oxidoreductase activity. The record is from RefSeq and is a predicted model, not a curated record.
AUGUCCGAUCACUCGCACUUGAAAGCCCAAAACUUAUUUUCCUGCAAAGGUUUGACAGCAGUAGUUACAGGUGGUGGAACAGGUAUAGGUUUGAUGCAAACUCUCGCUUUGGUGGAGAAUGGCGCGAAAGUAUUUAUAACUUCACGGAAUGCCGAGAAACUUCAAGAUGUAGCUAAGAAAUAUGGAGGGGAUGGUAAUUCCAAGGGAGAGAUCGUGGCUGUACAAGGUGAUAUCUCCAAUAAGGAGGGAAUUGAGAAGUUGGUUAAGGAGAUUGAAUCUCAAGCCAAGGAUGGAAUUAAUGUUCUCUUCAACAACGCCGGUAUCGCCGGUGAAGGUUCAAGAGAAGGAUAUGAAGAUGUCAAUACGGAAGAUGCUAAAGCCUAUUCGAGCCAGUUGUUGAAAUCUGAAUUCAAGGAAUGGGAUGAUAUCCUACAUACCAACGUUGCGGGACAAUACUUCACUGCAGCCGCUUUCAUCCCCUUACUCAACGCUGGAGCCAAAUCCACCAAAGGGUAUGCCUCGCAAAUAGUCAAUGUCUCCUCGAUCUCUGGGUUGAUGAAAGGAGCUUCGGGAGGUCAAUUCGCAUAUGCAGCUUCUAAAGCAGCUUUGGUACAAAUGUCAAAAGUCAUGGCUAAAGAAUUUUUGCCUCUCAAAAUCAGAGUUAAUCAAAUUGCUCCCGGUAUAUUCCCAUCGGAAAUGACAGCUGGCGAUUCUGACAAACAAACUCAUAAAUCCGAUCUAUCAGAUACAUCCAAAGGAAAAGGUUUGCCAUCCGGUAGACCAGGUAACGAAAGUGAUAUGGCCGCUGCUACAUUGUACCUAGCGAGUUAUGCUGGUGUAUUCGUCAAUGGUCAAUUCAUCGCUCCUGAUGGUGGUGCGACAGUCGCUACUCCCUCAUCAAUCUAG